AUGGAAUUCACGUGGCUCUACUCCCUGUGCCAGUGUAUCGUCUGUGUCUCUGUAAUUGUGGUGAGUGUGAGGUUGUGUAUGGCUGGCAGCGGCGGCGGCGCAGCGGUGGAUGUCCAGGAGGGGCCUCAGGGUGCAAGACCCUACGGCGGGAGUGUCUCGUCCUGCCUCCGGCUCUGUCUGGGCUGGGCGGGGGCUUUGGGGGGUGCAGUGGGGGUUCCCGUGUCUGUGCUCCUCAACCUGCGAUCCCCCCAGUGUCUGUACACAUGUAUCACGCUGGUGUGUUGCCCCCUGCUGGUCAGGCAGUUUACCAUGUGCCUGUUACUGCUGCUGACCCUGGACGCCCACCUGCAGCAUCACUUGGCAAGCAGGUACACCUCAGCGGUGACCCGUCAGCGGGCUCUAUGUGUGAUCCUGCUGUGCUGGGUGGGCUCUAUCCUGUCCUCCUUCGGCCAGUUCAUCGGCUCAGAUGUCCUGCACCACUGGGGCAGCGAUGGCACCGGCCAAGAUGGGAGCACAGCUGGCCUAGGGCUAGACGGCAACUGGACGACCUCCUCUCCCCCUACGUCCCCGCACUCCAAGUACCCCCAGGAUCUCUUGGUUAUUGGGAAGUACCUCCCUUAUGGAGGCUUCCUGUCCAAGUUUUACGUGGAGGACAUGCACAACUUCACCUAUGCCGAGAUUCACGGCAGCCACUGGGGAGUGUGUGCCCCCGACACAGUUCUUAGUCCUCAGUUCCUGGUCUACGUCCAUGGAGUGACAGUAUUCCUGCUUCCUUUGCUUGGACUGCUAGCCAUCUACCUGGACCUGUUGUGUAUGAAGCCCCGGCAGUCCCCCUUUGGUCUCUCAGAAACCCCUAAACGUGAUCCAUCCCAGGUCCGUUCCCUGGCUCUGUCGCUCUCCCUGCUAGUUCUCCUGUGUCUGCCGCUCCACAUCACCCACGCCCUUCUGCUGUUCACCCCAAGCACCAGGCCUCCCAUCUGGGCGUAUUCGGUUGCCACGUUCCUUUCCCAGCUGUACAGCCUUGUGCCCCCACUCCUUUUCACCCCUGCUAAGAAACAAGCGGGAGGGGAACAGGCAUCCUUCCCUGUUUCCCUUCCCCACCUUCCACCUGCGGUAACCACCUCCAGAGGCAAAGCUGUUCGUAAGGCUUUGUGUGAAGCAGUGCAAGUGGCUCCCUGGUGCUCAGCCAAACGCUCCUUCAAAGCCAAAGUGUGCCCAGGAGUUUGA
Molecule: messenger RNA, 1227 nt
Organism: Myripristis murdjan (pinecone soldierfish)
Lineage: Eukaryota; Metazoa; Chordata; Actinopteri; Holocentriformes; Holocentridae
Product: adenosine receptor A1
Exons: 2
Coding region: 1-1227 (408 amino acids)
Biological process (GO): G protein-coupled receptor signaling pathway
Cellular component (GO): plasma membrane
Molecular function (GO): G protein-coupled receptor activity
Source: RefSeq, a predicted model, not a curated record